AUGCAGGAAACUCUUGGUUUGAAGGAAGGGACGGUGAUUUGUCAUAGGAUAAAAUACGCCCCUCACAAUCUCUAUCCGAACAUCCCUUGGGUCAACGGCAAACCGAUCCGUGCUCCAACUGCCUCCGAAAUUGCAUCAGCAUUUGAACAAGUCAAAUCAUACCAAAUGCUCACUUCUGGACUCAACAUGAUUCCAGAUCCUCUCGACAAAACUUCAGUGAUAGCUAUUGUAGAAUUUACUCCCUAUGAAGAACUAACUGAUUCUCAAAAGGAGGAUCUCAACUAUGUCUCUAAUUUUCUUCACAAGUCUAAACAAUUCAUCAAUGGUGUUAAAUCUUGUUCCAGAGUUUGGGGUGGCCUAAUGUGGGCCAUUGGCUGGAGGAAGUCGUAUGACGAGGACCAGAUUGUGGGCCGGUACAUCAAGGCGUUUGAUGAAACCAAAAUGCGGGCCUUUGAUGAGCAUUACGUCAAGUCUUCAAGAGUUGGUCAGAUACUUGGAAAUCUAUUCAAGGAUCUUGCUCGUACUCCUUUCCAAGACAACCAAGAUCUCAUGAAGAAGUAUAACAUCCCCUUAUUUCCAGACCUUGCUUAUGGCGAACUUCCCGAGGAUUCGACAUGCACUCCUCACAUCACAUUUACUACCAAUGGCUUUUAUAAUCCCCCACACAAAGACGACGAAGAUAUAUCCCAAUGGGCCUUUGUCUUGUUUCUUCCAACUCGCACUUCCGAUUACACUAUAGUAGACUCUUCUGAAUACGACAUUACAUCUGGACCUUUUAUUUUUCCUGAUCAUUGUAUUGGUAUUAAUUUUGACCAUCAUCAUGGGAUUGUCAAGAUGAUUUGGCAGGCAAAUAGGUAUACCCACUGUACUAUGCCUCACUCUAAGAGCUCUCGAUUUACUCGUCUUGGAAUGUCUAUUCAAAUCAACUCCACUCUAGCUCUUACUUGUGAAAAAUAUAUGAAGGGAUUCUACCAAAAUAUUGCCCACUAUUUUGGUGAUCACUUCUAUUACAUGUUUCGUAGUAUGGGUAGAAGUACUUUAAUAGCGACUUCAGUCACAAUUUUGUUUUACUUUACUCUUUUCUCUUCUUUCUGA
Molecule: messenger RNA, 1095 nt
Organism: Puccinia triticina
Lineage: Eukaryota; Fungi; Basidiomycota; Pucciniomycetes; Pucciniales; Pucciniaceae
Exons: 1
Coding region: 1-1095 (364 amino acids)
Source: RefSeq, a predicted model, not a curated record